UGCACAAACAAUUAUAGUUUAAAACGACUUGAGGAAUCUCUUAGAAAUUAAUAUUUGAUAUUGAAUAAUAACCCCACUCUCCAUUCUUAUUAUAUAUAACCCUCUCCUGUUUUCAGUUCCCUCACUCUCAAACGUUUCUCUCAUCUUCUACAGCUCAAAUACUUCUCUUCUUCUUCUUCUUCUUCUUCUUCUUCUCUCAAUUCUUCUAGAGAAAAAUCAGAAUGAGUUCUUCAAUGCUUAAAGUUCUCUUCUUUUUGGGUCUCUUGGCCACUUCAUGCAUGGCUCAAGCACCCACACCAACUCCAACACCAACACCAGUGAGACCACCAGUAGCAGCACCAACACCAACACCAACACCAGAGAGGCCACCAGUACCAGCACCAACACCAACACCAACACCAUCACCAAAACCCUCACCGACUCCAUCACCAGCUCAAUCACCGGAAUCUGCACCAUCUCCUCGUUCACCGACCCCACUUCCAGUCACUCCUCCAACUCCAUCAACAACACCUCCCGCUGCAACUCCUCCCGGCAGUACUUCACCGCCCGCUCCCAGCGGUAGCUUUGUCGACGGAUGGGUCAACAGAGCCGCUAUCUUUGGAACUGCUCUAGUUGGAACUUUCAUCGCUGCUUUUAUGAUUUAGAAGAAGUAACGUUUUCGGCUUUCGGAUCGAGAGAUCUGUUAUUCUCCUUUGUUGAUUGAGUAGUGUUUUAUUAUUAUUUAUUUGGUUCUUUUCUUGUAUUUUUCUUGGAUUCAUUUUGUUCUGAUUGUUGAUGAUCAUGGCGAUGAUUAACUCAAUAUUGUUAUUAUUGGGUUUGAGGUGGGGUGAUUAUUUUUGUGGGGUCGAACAACACGUGUAAAACAUCUGAUGGGGAAUGAACAGUGGUGGAGAGGGGCCUGGUGUACAUCAAAUAAUAGUGGAAUAAAACAGUUUGUUAUUCUUUUA
Messenger RNA from Mangifera indica (mango), 947 nucleotides. RefSeq names its product extensin-like. Bases 222 to 644 code for a protein of 140 amino acids. The record is from RefSeq and is a predicted model, not a curated record. Lineage: Eukaryota; Viridiplantae; Streptophyta; Magnoliopsida; Sapindales; Anacardiaceae. The transcript has a single exon.